CUGAACGGCUCCACAGAGGGUAAGAAGCUUCAGUAUUUGCUGGAAGAGAAACCGAUCACCCCAAGUAUGUAUGGCCUUCCAAAAACACAUAAGUCGGGGAACCCAAUGCGCCCUAUAACCUCGGGUGUGGGAAGCGCGCCGCAUCAGCUGGCCAAAAAGCUUGCUAAGCCGCUAUCGGACCUUUUGGGAAAAACAAGCGGAACCCACCUUCGAAACUCUGGUGACUUGCUGAACAGAAUAAAGGAUGAAAGAAUGAAUGACAAAAAACUAGCAAGUUUUGAUGUGAAAUCGCUUUUCACAAAUGUCCCCUUACAAGAUGCCAUGGAAGCAGUAAGACGAGCACUGGACGAUAACCAGGACAUUGCACUGCCAGUGCCGAAAGCGGACUUCAUUCGCCUAGUCCGACUUUGCGUUGAGUUUGGCGCCCUGGAAUUUGAAGGCAAUGAAUACAAACAAAUAGACGGUCUGGCGAUGGGCUCCCCUCUUAGUCCUGUGCUCGCGUGUAUCUUCAUGGAAACGUUAGAAACGGAUCAUUUUCUGAACAUCGUCGGUCAAAGCACCACAUGGCUAAGGUACGUGGAUGACAUUCUGGUUAUAGUGAACAAGCAACAAGAUUUAGACAGUGUUCUUCGAAAGCUCAACGACGUGCACCCGAAAAUACAGUUCACCUGCGAACAGGAACAAGAUGGCAAGCUCCCUUUCCUAGACACACUGAUUUGGAACCGAGAAUCAAGACUGAUGUUUUCCGUAUACCGGAAACCGACCAACAAGAAUGACUUUAUCCAUUUUUAUUCGUCGCACAGUCAAAGAACGAAGACUGGAGUCGUUUUGGGAUUUUAUCUCAGAGCGUUUCGCAUCUGUUCAAAGGAAUAUUUACAGAACGAGCUAGAGUACAUUAGGACAACUUUUACCAAACUCAGCUACCCUUUGGGUCUUCUCCUUCAGCUAGAAAAGAAAGCUAUAAAGAUCCGCUCAAGAUCCUCCAAUUCAAAUGCCACGAAAAGAAAGGAAUAUAUAUCAGUACCUCUGUCAGAACAAUCUGAAGUGAUCACAAGCUUUACCAGGGGAGCCUUAAACAUUACAUCUCCAUCGGGUUCAACAAUUAAGGAUAUUUUACGGCGCAAGAAGAAAGCAAGCAACCAAAACAGUGUGGUUUAUAAAAUUCCAUGUGGCGUUUGUGAAAAAAGCUACAUAGGGGAAACAUACAGGGGUGCAGCUAAACGGGUAGAGGAACACAAAAGAGAUUUGCGGAAUCACCAAGAAUCUAACGCCAUAGUGCAGCAUGUGGAUGACGCGGGGCAUUUGCCAAACUGGUCGGCGAUGUCAAACCUAUGCGUGGGAUUAAAUAAGCGUAACCGACAGGCGGUGGAAGCAGCGUUUAUUUCUACGAUUAGUAAUUUCAAUGGGAAUUCGGGUAAAGUAAAACUCAGCAAGCACACUGCUCAAUUAAUUUUGAAAAAUGAUUUCAGGAAGUAGGGGUUCCGGGCGAAAAGCAGUGUAACGUUUUCAGUCAUGUAUAGAAUUGCUAAUCUGUGAGUGUCUGUGAACGUCCCCAUUCGACCCCGUUCGACCUCGAUUGUAUUUCGAUAUAGGUAGUUAUUUUUAUAUGGUGUGACCAAGGGAUUAUUCCCGAAACACAUGUGUAACCAAUUUUAAUAUAAAAACAACACGUUCC
Amphibalanus amphitrite is the source of this 1675-nucleotide messenger RNA. RefSeq lists its product as uncharacterized. The record is from RefSeq and is a predicted model, not a curated record. Lineage: Eukaryota; Metazoa; Arthropoda; Thecostraca; Balanomorpha; Balanidae. The transcript has 2 exons. Bases 67 to 1476 code for a protein of 469 amino acids.